CGUCCCCUUAACCCGCACCACAUGGGCUGCGCGGUGCCCCCGGCCCGCAGCCGCCCGCAGCCCGGCAUGGAGCCUCUGAGCGGAGCGCUGAAGAAGAGAGCGACGGAGCAGCACUACCGAGCGGAGGUGAUGAUCGCCGGAGAGCAGCUGAGGCUUCGCCUGCAUGAUGGAAAGCUCAUUAAGGACAGGCGUUACCACCUCCGAACUUACCCCAACUGCUUCGUGGCAAAGGAGCUCACGGACUGGUUGAUUGACCACAAGGAAGCCCCAGAUCGAGAGACGGGCAUCCGCCUGAUGCAGAAGCUGAUGGACCAUUACAUCAUCCACCAUGUUUGUGAUGAGCACUCGGACUACAAGGACGCCAAGCUGCUGUACCGCUUCCGCAAGGACGACGGGACCUUCCCCCUCAGCAAGGAUGUGAAGGUGUUCAUGCGAGGACAGAGCCUUUACGAGAAGCUGGUGAGCGUGGAGGGCUCCAUCCUGAAGGUGAGGGAGGAGAACUCGGUGAAGUACCAGCGGGCGUUCCUGGGCUGCGAGAUGGUGGAGUGGCUGGUGCAGGAGGGAGAAGCAGAGAGCCGGAGGGAAGCGGUGGAGCUGGGCCAGGCACUGCUGGAGCACGGGAUCAUUCAGCACGUCUCCAACAGGCACCACUUCCUGGACUCUGACAUUCUCUACCAGUUCUGGAUCAACUUCCGACGGCGGCGACGUCUCACCGAGCUGCUCAGUGAGAAUUCCUCCCGUGCUCUGUCUGAGAGCCCCGACAGCCCCUUCUGCCUCCGCAAGCUCAACCCAGAGCCAGGCAACACCAGCUUUCUCUCUGUCCAGCCCAACAAGGAGAUCAAAGUUGUCUCAGCAGUUCGGAGGAGCAGCAUCACUUCCCUUGCUGGAAACUCCAACCCCUACUUCAGCAUUACUCCCACUCUGGUUUUCCCUCCUGUGGCUGAGUGCAACCCCAAAUCAGUGUUAAAGAGACCCGUCACCAAUGAAGAGCUCCUGUCCCCUGGGGCCCCCUACGUCAAGAAGACGCUAACUAUCGUGGGGGAUGCUGUGGGCUGGGGUUUUGUGGUCCGAGGAGGCAGACCGUGCCACAUCCAGGCUGUGGACCCAGGAGGACCUGCUGCUGCUGCAGGCAUGAAGGUGUGCCAAUUUGUUUUCUCAGUGAAUGGCAUGUAUGUUUUGCAUCUGGACUAUCAGACCAUCAGCAGCCUCAUCAUGACCGGACCCCGGACUCUUGUCAUGGAAAUCAUGGAAGCCAUUGAAUGAACGGAGGAGCCUCAUCCCACCACCGUGUGGAGGAGGAGGGCACUGCAAAGUAGGGAUGGACUGUGGGCAGGGACCAAGCUCAACCCUUCACUCUGAGAUGUUUAGUCAGGCAUUUUAGCAUGUUUUCAAAUAAACACGUUCUAAUGGGUGAGUUUUGGAUUUUGAUGAUGUUGAAAUCUUCACCUCUAGCUGACCUUGAGCUCUCGCCACUCCUUUCUAAUGCUGGUGGGAGAGUUCAGUACUUGAUGAAACCAAGUCUUGGAGCAAGCCAGCCACCCCGCCAAGGCUGCAGGACAGGUGGUGCAAGCUGCUGAGCAGCAAGAAGUUUGAUACCAAGAAAAUGAGCAUGUCUGAGCCCCCCUGAGCUGUCUGUGCAGUCUACCACAAGCUCAACGAGCUUCCCAGAUGGCUCCACAAGCUGUGCCAUCAGCUGUGAUGUAUAUGCUUCCUUGUAAAUAAAGCCAUAGGACCCUGCUA
Molecule: messenger RNA, 1740 nt
Organism: Lagopus leucura (white-tailed ptarmigan)
Lineage: Eukaryota; Metazoa; Chordata; Aves; Galliformes; Phasianidae
Product: DEP domain-containing mTOR-interacting protein-like
Exons: 9
Coding region: 22-1263 (413 amino acids)
Biological process (GO): negative regulation of TOR signaling; intracellular signal transduction
Molecular function (GO): protein binding
Source: RefSeq, a predicted model, not a curated record